This is a messenger RNA of Carassius auratus (goldfish), 976 nucleotides long. RefSeq names its product biogenesis of lysosome-related organelles complex 1 subunit 2-like. Gene Ontology annotation, cellular component: BLOC-1 complex; BORC complex; gamma-tubulin complex. NCBI's taxonomy places the organism in Eukaryota, Metazoa, Chordata, Actinopteri, Cypriniformes, Cyprinidae. Bases 47 to 568 code for a protein of 173 amino acids. Gene Ontology annotation, molecular function: gamma-tubulin binding. The transcript has 5 exons. The record is from RefSeq and is a predicted model, not a curated record. Gene Ontology annotation, biological process: endosomal transport; lysosome localization.
AGGAGUCACGUGAAACUGGUUGGUCAUGUGAUCAUGUGAUGUGAACAUGGCAGCCACGGGAGAGGAGGCCGCGGCGAUGGAGAGCAUCAGUAAAGCCCCGGUUCCCCCGACAGACCUCACCGUCGAGCACGAGACAGAGGCGGCCGCGAACGAUGCGACAGACAACCAAAAAGCCAAAAGAUCCAGUAAUAACAAUGACGGAGGAGUGGAGACAGCAGAGGAGGCCACUGAACCCGCUCAACCUCAGAUCAAUGAGCUCUGCAGAGACAUGUUUGACAAAAUGGCAGUUUUCUUACAGGGAGAGCUCACCGCAACCUGUGAGGACUACAAACUCCUGGAGAACAUGAACAAACUCAGCAGUCUGAAGUACAUGGAGAUGAAGGACAUAUCCAUCAACAUCAGCCGCAAUCUACAAGAUCUCAACCAGAAAUAUGCCAGUUUGCAGCCUUAUCUGGAUCAGAUUAACCAGAUCGAGGAGCAGGUUACGGCUCUGGAACAGGCUGCUUAUAAACUAGACACAUAUUCAAAGAAACUGGAGGCCAAGUUUAAGAAACUGGAGAAGCGGUGAAAAUGACUAGGGACUCCUUCAAAGUAGUGAUCCUCAAAAUAUAUCUGGAAGUCUCUCAGAGAUAUUUGUUUGUUUUAUGCACUAAACCGUCUUCAGACUGAUAUCACACACAUACACCAUGGCAGUGUCGUAGUCUCGGAGUAUGGAUUGUAAAGCAAGUAACCUUAGGUACAUAAGAUUGAAUGCAGGAGUUGACAUGCUUUCUGACCAACUCCUGAUUUCAAAAUACACAUUUAAGACUCGAAAAGGCAUGAAUACAGAUAAACCUGUACAGUAUAUGUUGUUAAAGAUGAUUUUGUAUGUUUGCGGUUGAAAAAAAGCAAAUGCUUUUUUGAAAAUUUUUAAAACUUAACCUAACUAAAAUGUCAUUUUUGUGAACUUUUAGAAUAAAAUAAAAAAAAGAGUGAA